GAAGAAUUCCUGCAAAUCAAGAAGAAGUUUUAGAGACUCUUUCUGAUAUCGAUAACUCACCUACAUAUGCUGAAGCUCUUCGCUCUUCAGCACAAAACACUCAAUUCCAAAUUUCUCAAUCUGGAGCUUCUCAAAUUCAAGAACAAGAAAAUGUUGAUUAUCUUCGAGAAAGACUUACAGAUGAAUUUUCAAACUAUGAAAAAAGAAUUAAAUCUCUCGAAGAAGACAACAAAUCUUAUAAAAAUUAUUUAAAUAUUUUAAUAAUUUUUAUUUUUAUUUUAUUUUUUUCUUUUGAAAUUUAUAUUUUUUAUACUCAUCAUUUAUAUGAUGAAAAUUAUCAACUUCAUAAAGAACAUGCUGAAGUUAAAAUUAGAAAACAACUUUGGAACAGUAAUGUAGAAAGAAUACAAAAAUUUGUAUUCAAUUACUUAGAAGAUCAAAAAAUUUUAUAA
This is a messenger RNA of Racocetra persica, 452 nucleotides long. Lineage: Eukaryota; Fungi; Glomeromycota; Glomeromycetes; Diversisporales; Gigasporaceae. The record is from the annotation of a GenBank genome assembly.